AUUUCGAUUUCAGACUCAGUUCGAUUUCAUUUGAUCUGCACUGCGGUUGUGUUUAUAGAGAUAUAUCCCCGGCACCAUGAAGGCCUGGAUCUGGUUUACGUUUGUCGCGUGUCUCUUUGCGGCGAGCACAGAAGCCGCCUCCAAUUUAGUCUGCUACUACGACUCUUCAAGUUACACGAGAGAAGGCCUGGGCAAGCUGCUCAAUCCCGAUCUGGAGAUUGGUGCACAGUUUUGCACCCACUUGAUAUACGGCUAUGCGGGACUUCGGGGUGAAAACCUCCAGGCGUACAGUCUGAACGAGAAUCUGGACAUCUACAAGCAUCAGUUCUCCGAAGUGACCAGCUUAAAGGUCAAGUAUCCCCAUCUGAAGGUUCUGCUGAGUGUGGGCGGUGAUCGCGACAUCGAUGUGGACCAUCCCAACAAAUAUAUCGAUCUGCUGGAGGGCGAGAAAGUGCGUCAAGUUGGAUUUAUCCGAUCGGCCUUUGACUUGGUGAAGACCUACAAUUUCGAUGGCUUGGAUCUGGCCUAUCAGUUCCCCAGAAAUAAACCCAGAAAGGUUCACGGUGAAUUGGGAUCGGCUUGGAAGAGCAUCAAGAAAAUUUUCACUGGAGAUUUUGUUGUGGACCCGCAAUCGGCUCUUCAUAAGGAGCAGUUCACCGCUUUUAUACGUGAUGUCAAGGACUCCCUAAGGCCUGAUGGAUUACUGCUCAGUCUCACUGUUCUGCCCAAUGUGAACUCUACUUGGUACUUUGACAUUCCCGCCCUGAAUGGCUUGGUGGACUUUGUAAAUCUGGCUACCUUUGAUUUCCUGACUCCCGCUCGUAAUCCCGAUGAGGCGGAUUACAGUGCUAACAUCUACCAUCCCGAAGGAUCGAAGGAUCGCUUGGUCCAUCUCAACGCUGAUUUCCAAGUGGAUUACUGGGUGAAGCAGGGAUUCCCAUCAAACAAGCUCAAUCUGGGAGUGGCUACUUAUGGAAAUGCCUGGAAAAUGACCAAGGAUUCGGGACUUGAUGGAGUACCGGUGGUGCCCGAGACCAAUGGACCGGCUCCCGAGGGUGUGCAAUCCCAGAAGCCUGGGCUUCUGAGUUUUGCCGAGAUCUGCGGAAAGUUGAGCAAUCCCCAAAAUCAAUUCCUUAAGGGCAACGAUUCGCCACUGCGCAGGAUUAAUGAUCCCACCAAGAGAUACGGUGGCAUCGCUUAUCGCCCUGUAGAUGGUCCAAUUACCGAAGGUUAUUGGGUGAGCUACGAUGAUCCCGAUUCAGCAUCCAAUAAGGCGGCCUACGCCCGUGCCAAGAACCUUGGGGGCGUGGCCCUGUUCGAUUUGAGCUACGAUGAUUUCCGGGGACAGUGCAAUGGUGAAAAGUAUCCCAUCUUGCGGGCCAUCAAAUAUCGCCUUUUUCAAGUGAAUGCCGCUCCUAAUCUGGUUUGUUUCUAUGACUCGCAGGGCUUCCAGCGCCAGGGCCUGGCUCAGUUUUCGAUGACAGAUAUGGAGCUGUCGCUGCAAUGGUGCACUCAUUUGAUCUAUGGCUAUGCGGGUGUAAAUGCCGACAACUUCGAAAUGCAGAGUAUAAACAAGCGAUUGGACCUGGAGCAACGUCAUCUGGCUCAGGUCACCAGUUUGAAGGAUCGCUAUCCCCACAUCAAGUUCUUUUUGAGUGUGGGUGGUGAUGCAGAUCUGAAUGAUGGAAAUCAGUAUAUAAAACUCUUGGAAUCGGGACAACAGGGUCACAAGCGCUUUAUCGAAUCCGCUCGCGAUAUAGUGAGGCGUUAUAAUUUCGAUGGACUGGACUUGGCCCUCCAGCUGCCACGGAAUAAGCCACGCAAAGUUCACGGUGAUGUUGGUUCUGCCUGGAAGAGUUUCAAGAAGUUCUUCACUGGCGAUUUUAUUGUGGACACUGAAUCGGAGACUCACAAAGGACAGCUGACUUCUUUAAUCAAGGACUUGAAUGCCGCCUUGAAACAAAACGAUCUUUUGCUGAGUCUCACCGUUCUGCCAAAUGUUAACUCAAGCUGGUACUACGAUGCCCCCUCGAUUGCGCCCAGCUUGGACCUGAUCAAUCUGGGAACCUUUGACUUCCUGACCCCGCAACGUAAUCCCGAGGAAGCGGACUUUUCGGCACCACUGUACGAGGCCAUCGGACAGAAUCGCUUGGGCCACUACAACGUUAACUUCCAAUUGGAACACUGGCUGCUCCAGAGAGUGCCUGCUAAUAAGCUGCACAUUGGCAUUGCCACCUAUGGCAAGUCCUGGAAGAUGACCAAGGAUUCGGGAGACUCUGGAAUGCCAGUGGUAACAGCUACCCAAGGAGCCGCCCCGGCCGGACCUCAGAGCAAAAAGGAGGGCCUUCUUAACUGGGCUGAGAUUUGUCAGCUGAUGCCGAAUCCCAGUAACCUAAAUGCCAGAGGACCCAGUGCUCCGGUUAAAAGGGUUCUGGAUCCCACCAAGCGCUAUGGCAGCUACGCCUUCCGUGCCGCCGAUGAGAAUGGUGACCACGGAUUGUGGAUCAGUUACGACGAUCCGGACUCGGCAUCCAGCAAAGCCCAGUAUGCCAGGGUCAGGAAUCUGGGAGGAGUGGCCCUCUUCGAUCUAACUCAAGACGAUUUCCGUGGCCAGUGCACCAACGAUCGUUUCCCCAUGCUGCGUGCCAUCAAGUUCCGACUUCUCUAAACCGUAUCCCCCGGACCGUAAAGACAUCAGCAGCACGCAAAUGUCACAAGGCAAAAUUGAGGAAGUGGAGCUGGGAGGGAACAAAUGUCACCCGAUCGGUGGCUUAAGGCCUCCUUCUGUGUCUGUCCCUUUUUGCAAAUUAAUUACAAAGUUGUAAACUAAAA
Molecule: messenger RNA, 2832 nt
Organism: Drosophila gunungcola (fruit fly)
Lineage: Eukaryota; Metazoa; Arthropoda; Insecta; Diptera; Drosophilidae
Product: chitinase-like protein Idgf2
Exons: 6
Coding region: 77-2668 (863 amino acids)
Biological process (GO): chitin catabolic process; carbohydrate metabolic process
Cellular component (GO): extracellular region
Molecular function (GO): chitin binding
Source: RefSeq, a predicted model, not a curated record